UUGUAGAUGCGCACCUAGAGGGGCACUGCGACCCUAGCCACCUGCCUCUGCACCCACCUGCCUCUGCACCCACCCACCGCGGUCCUCUGCACCCACCGCCGCCGCACCCACACUGCUCGGAGUAGGAAAAGGACUGGCUUCAGCCGCAGCUUCUGGCCUCCUCGGAGUUGCGCAAAAGUAGGGACCCAGGGCUCAGAGCAGCUGGACAUGGGCACUGAGAAAGAAAUCCCGGAGCCGGACUGCCAGAAACAGUUCCAGGCCGCAGUCAGAGUCAUUCAGAACCUGCCCAAGAACAACAGUUAUUACCGGCCCUCCUAUGAAGAGAUGCUUCGGUUCUACAGCUACUACAAGCAGGCGACCAUGGGGCCCUGCCGGGCUCCCCGGCCUGGGUUCUGGGACCCCAUUGGACGAUAUAAGUGGGAUGCCUGGAACAGCCUGGGCAAGAUGAGUAGGGAGGAGGCCAUGUUUGCCUACAUCACCGAGAUGAAGGUGGUGGCAAAGAAGGUGAUCGACACCGUGCCCCUGGGCGAGGUGGCGGACGACAUGUUUGGUUACUUUGAGCCUCUGUACCAGGUGAUCCCUGACAUGCCGAGACCCCCGGCAACCUUCCUGCAAAAGGUCACAGGUCUUGAAGAGCAGGUACUGAAUGGAGAUACUGGGGCUGCCCCCGAGUCUCCCUGCCUUCCCAAGGAGCCAGCAGCCCCAAGCCCAGGUGCCUCCGCCCAGCUCUGCACUCCUCCCUCCCUCCAUAGCCUUCCUCUGGUCACUAACCUACCUACACCCUCCCCAGAGUCUCAGCCACCCAGGGACCCGGACCCUGAGAUUUUCUGUGAUUCCCUGGAGCAGCUGGAGCCCGAGCUGCAGGUCUGGGCAGAGCAGAAGGGCGCACCUGGAGGAGAGCCUGACACCAGAAUCAGCCCUGUGCCCCCAACGGGGAAAGAGGGGCUCAGAGGCAGCCUGCCGGGGCCGCAGGAAUUGGACUCGUGGCUGGUGGGGACAGUUCGAGCACUGCAGGAGAGCAUGCGGGACGUCCAGGGGAGACUGCAAAGCCUGGAGAGCAUGCCACCCCCCCGCAAGGAGCAGAGGCCCCCAUCCCGCGAUCGGCCCUGGCCUCUCAGGCUCUCAGGCCCUACGCUGCUCUUCUUCCUCCUGUGGCCCUUCAUUGUCCAGUGGCUCGUCAGGCAGUUCCGGACCCUGAAGAGGUGAUUCUCCAUGGAGGAGUCUGCAGCCAACGGAGGAGGCCGUGUGCCCCCAGUCCUGCUGUGCCUGGAGCCUUCCUAGGGUUUGAGAGAAGAGCAUUAACCCCACCCACCACCACUAACAACCAGUGUUUGCCUUGGCACCCCUCCCCUAAGGGGGAGCACGGCAAGUGGACCCCGGCUUUCCCAGCAGCUUCACGAGGAUGCUCCCUCCACCUCCCACCCCUCCAGCCACCCCCGUUUCCUUGGGAGGUUGCGGUUGCAGUGCCCGUCCCGCGUUUUGGGUUGGCCGGUGGCUCGGGGGCGGGGCUGCUUCUGCCCUCCCCGGCCCCUGGGUCACCUGACUUCUCCCACCCAGCCGCUCCCCGCGGAGCUCAGCUGCCGGGCAGGUUGGGACUUGGGCCGGGCCGGGGAUUGGCUGGCAGGAGGCUUCGGGAGGGAGGCCCCGCCGAGUUAGGGGCAGGCAGAGAGCAGCCCCCCGGGAGGGGCGAGAGCUCCGUUUGCGGGCCUUCCUCUCCCCACGCACACUCAGGACGUCUUCACCGAAGAUCCACUUACAGAUGAAUGUCUCACUAAAUAAAAUAAUCUUUUGCCAUCUA
Messenger RNA from Pipistrellus kuhlii (Kuhl's pipistrelle), 1798 nucleotides. RefSeq names its product acyl-CoA binding domain containing 4 (gene ACBD4). Gene Ontology annotation, biological process: fatty acid metabolic process. Gene Ontology annotation, molecular function: fatty-acyl-CoA binding. The transcript has 10 exons. Bases 208 to 1206 code for a protein of 332 amino acids. The record is from RefSeq and is a predicted model, not a curated record. NCBI's taxonomy places the organism in Eukaryota, Metazoa, Chordata, Mammalia, Chiroptera, Vespertilionidae.